Messenger RNA from Toxotes jaculatrix (banded archerfish), 1626 nucleotides. RefSeq names its product interferon regulatory factor 7 (gene irf7). The coding region runs from base 171 to 1484 and encodes 437 amino acids. Gene Ontology annotation, biological process: regulation of transcription by RNA polymerase II; immune system process. Gene Ontology annotation, molecular function: protein binding; RNA polymerase II cis-regulatory region sequence-specific DNA binding; DNA-binding transcription factor activity, RNA polymerase II-specific. The transcript is spliced from 10 exons. Gene Ontology annotation, cellular component: nucleus. Lineage: Eukaryota; Metazoa; Chordata; Actinopteri; Toxotidae. The record is from RefSeq and is a predicted model, not a curated record.
CGUCCUGCAUGUGGAAGAAUCAAACUCACCCAUUGGUGCGUCGAGGGAGCCACAGGCAGUCUUUCCCGCCCCCACCUUCCUUGUCACAGGCGUUGAUAUAAGUGCUGAGAGUGCGCUCCGGGGGCACCGACGAUCAACGACUCUGUAAGGAAUAAUACUCGUGCUGAGACAUGCAAAGCCCUCCAAAACCCCAGUUUGCCAGCUGGCUCAUAAAGCAGGUGGAGACGGGUCAGUACACGGGCCUGUGUUAUGUGGGCCAAAACAAGUUCAGAGUCCCCUGGAAGCACAACUCCAGAAAGGACUGCAAAGAAGAGGACAGCAAAAUAUUCCGGGCAUGGGCAGAAGCAAGUGGUAAAAUCAACGAGUUCCCCAAUGACAAGGCCAGGUGGAAAACCAACUUCCGCUGCGCUCUGAACAACCUCUCUGUGCGCUUCAAAUUGAUAAAGGAUAACUCCAAAAAUCCUGAUGAUCCUCAUAAAAUCUACGAGAUCAUCAACACUGAGUACAACUAUGAAGCUCUGCCAACACAAGACUCCCAGGAGGAUUGUGUCAUGACUCCAGAUAUCUACAGCUCUCCCACAGAGUACUUCCCCACAGGAAAUGAGUACAAUUUGGUUAACAACUUCACGGCCUUGGAGCUUGGCAACCACCCAACAGAGGAGCAACCGUGGGUAGAGAACCACUACCAGCCCAAUGCUGCUGUCCUUGGAAGCUGUCCUGCUGCAGCAGAGAACCACCCACAGGUUUUACCAGAUCAGCCAACUUACUACGAGUUGUAUCCUCAGCCAGUCCUCACCUCACCUCUGCAGCCAAGUAUUUAUGACAUGGAGAUCUCCAUCCACUACAGGAAAAGAGAGAUGCUAAAGGCCACGUUGAACACUGCCCGUCUCCAGCUCCACUACGAGCAGGAGGCCCCUGAGCUCAAUGCCCAUCAUCUCUGCUUCCCCUCCACUGAAGGCCUGCUUGAUCACAAACAGGUUGAGUACACCAACCGCAUCCUUAAGAACAUCCAGAAAGGUCUACUCCUGGAGGUACAGGACGGUGGUAUCUAUGCCUGGAGGCAGGACAGGUGCCACGUGUUUGCCAGCACCAGUGACCCCAGUGUGGCUCACCCAGAUCCAAGAAAGCUGCCUCAGAACACCAUGGUGGAGCUCCUCAGUUUUCAGAAGUAUGUGAAUGACCUGAAAAAGUUUAGGGAGAACAAUGGUGGCUCUCCAGAAUACACCAUCAACAUGUGCUUUGGAGAGAAGUUUCCUGAUGGAAAACCUUUGGAGAAAAAACUUAUCAUAGUCAAGUUGGUUCCUCUGAUCUGUCGACACUUUCAUGAGAUGGCCCAGAUGGAGGGAGCUUCGUCUCUUCACAGCUCCAACGUCAGCCUACAGAUCUCACACAACAGCCUCUACGAUCUCAUAAACUCUGUCUUUGGUCUGCCAACAGCUGAAGAGCCACCGCGGGCUGCUGUUCCUUUCCUAAAUCAGAUGUGAAAUUGUGUUUCUAAUUUGCCUUUGAUGGGAAUUACUUAAGGGACCACAUUAUGAAUCAUGUGCUGCUCUCACCAGAAGCUUUGCUUAAAAAAACAAAAAAAACAAAAAAAACAAUCCACUGACCUGUUGAAUGUGCAACAGG